Polypterus senegalus (gray bichir) is the source of this 2559-nucleotide messenger RNA. Its product is annotated as extracellular calcium-sensing receptor-like. The record is from RefSeq and is a predicted model, not a curated record. Gene Ontology annotation, cellular component: membrane. Lineage: Eukaryota; Metazoa; Chordata; Cladistia; Polypteriformes; Polypteridae. Gene Ontology annotation, biological process: G protein-coupled receptor signaling pathway. The transcript has 6 exons. Gene Ontology annotation, molecular function: G protein-coupled receptor activity. The coding region runs from base 1 to 2559 and encodes 852 amino acids.
AUGCUACAAAUUGCAUUGAUGUUAUUUGCUAUUUUAAUAAGGGCAGAGGAGCCUACCUGCCGUCUGCUAGCAAGCCCAGCAAUGCCUGUUUUCACAAAGGAAGGAGACAUUAUAAUCGGAGGGAUAUUUGUUUUUCAUGGUCUUGAAAACACCAAGAAUGCAUUUAAAGAUGUUCCUGUACUACCUAAGUGUAAAGGUUUAAAUUUUAGGGAAUUCCAGCUUGCUAAAGCUAUGAUCUUUGCCAUAGAAGAAAUUAACAACAGUUCAGAUAUACUACCAGGAGUUUCUGUUGGCUACAGAAUAUAUGAUGCUUGUACUUCAAUUCAUCUGGGUAUAAGAGCUGCAAUGGCUUUAAUGAACGCUCCUGAUGAAGACAUGUUCUCUGACAAUUCUUGCAAGAAAUCCUCAAAUGUUCACGCUAUCAUAGGGAUGUCAGGUUCUUCACACACCAUUGGAGUUGCCAGAGUAAUUCGGUCCUUUCACAUACCACUGAUAAGCUAUGUUGCGACCUGUGCUUGUCUUAGUAACAAACAGGAGUAUCCAACUUUCUUCAGGACAAUACCAAGUGACUAUUACCAAAGCCGAGCCCUAGCCCAGCUUGUGAAGCACUUUGGGUGGACUUGGAUUGGGACAGUAAGAAGUGACAAUGAUUAUGGUAACCUAGGAAUGGCUACCUUUAUACAAGCUGUUCAGCAGGAAGGGAUAUGUAUUGAAUAUACAGAGACUGUGUAUAUUAGUUACCCAAGAGAAAAAAUUAUAAAAACUGCACAUGUUAUAAAACAAUCUUCUUCUAAAGUGAUUGUAGCUUUUCUCUCUUUAUUGGAUAUGGACAUACUAUUGAAAGAACUGAUUUUGCAGAAUGUUACAGGUUUACAAUGGAUUGGAAGUGAAGGGUGGAUUUCAGCAAGAAUCUUUUCAACUGAAGAGGUCAAUCAAAUUCUUGGUGGUGCAAUUGGGUUUGCCAUUACAGACUCUUUAAUACCUGGAUUAAAAGACUAUAUGCUAAAUGUACAUCCAUCUGACACUCCUGGCAAUGCUUUGAUGAAUGAGUUUUGGGAAACUAUUUUCAGCUGCUCAAUGAAUUCAAAUACCAAUGCAUCAAAAUGUACGGGUUUGGAAAAUUUAAGAGAAAUGAAAAAUGAGUAUACUGAUGUCACAGAACUAAGAAUUCCUAAUAAUGUUUAUAAGGCUGCAUAUGCUGUAGCAUAUUCAUUGCAUAGUCUUUUGAAAUGCAAACAGGAGCAAGUAGCCGUAGGCAACAAAACCUGUGAAAAUGAAUUACCAGUAGAGCCAUGGCAGGUGGUUCAGCACUUAAAAAAUGUUAAUUUCACAACCAUCUAUGGAGAAAAUAUUUAUUUUGAUAGAAAUGGUGAUCCAGCAGCAAAAUAUGAAUUAGUGAACUGGCAAAUGAAUAAUCUGGGGACCGUAAAAUUUGUUAAAAUUGGUAUUUAUGAUGCAUCUUUACCUGAUGGGCACCAGUUUAUAAUGAAUAAUAUUGGCAUUGUGUGGGCAGGAAACAGGACAUGGAUUCCCAGAUCAGUCUGCAGUGAUGACUGCCUGCCAGGCACACGAAAAGCUGUUCAAAAGGGGAAACCCAUUUGCUGUUUUGACUGUGUUCCAUGUGCUGAAGGAGAAUUUAGCAACGCAACAAAUUCCAUUGAUUGUAUGAGCUGUCCAUUGGAUUACAAUUCAAAUGAACAGAAAGAUCAUUGUGUAUUAAAAGUAAUAGAAUUUUUGUCAUUUGGUGAAAUCAUGGGUAUAAUUCUGGUCACAUGCUCCCUAUUUGGUGUCACACUCACUGCACUUGUAGCCUCUAUUUUUUUCUAUUACAAGGAAACCCCUGUUGUUAAAGCUAACAACUCGGAACUAAGUUUUCUUCUUCUGCUUUCAUUAAUGCUGUGCUUCAGUUGCUCCCUCACUUUCAUUGGUGAGCCCUCUGAAUGGUCCUGCACCAUUCGUCACACAACCUUUGGCAUCACUUUUGUUCUUUGUAUUUCUUGUAUUCUGGCAAAAACCAUUGUAGUACUAAUGGCUUUCAGGGCAACACUUCCAGGAAAUAACAUUAUGAAAUGGUUUGGGCCAACUCAACAGCGGUUAAGUGUUUUAGCCUUUACCCUCAUCCAGGUGUUGAUCUGUGCAUUAUGGCUGAUAAUUUCGCCACCAUUUCCACACAAAAAUAUUGUGUUAUACAAAGAGAAAAUUAUUUUUGAAUGUGAUUUGGGCUCACCUACAGCCUUUUAUGCAGUUUUAGGAUAUAUUGGCUUUCUCUCUGCCAUGUGUUUUACUUUGGCAUUUUUGGCUCGGAAAUUACCUGACAACUUUAAUGAAGCAAAAUUCAUCACUUUUAGUAUGCUUUUGUUUUGUGCUGUCUGGAUCUCUUUUAUCCCAGCAUACAUCAGUUCCCCAGGAAAGUAUACUGUGGCAGUAGAAAUCUUUGCUAUUUUAACUUCAAGCUUUGGUUUGCUACUCUGUAUUUUUGCUCCAAAAUGCUAUAUAAUUCUUUUAAAACCAGAAGAAAACACAAAGAAACACUUAAUGGGUAAGGCAUUGACAAAUUAG